AUGUCGGCCGAAAACUCUCCACUUUUAGCUGGUAACUCAGAAGGAAGAAGAGCCUCCGCCUUUCUGCCUCCAGAGGACGCCUUUUUCCUUACUAAAGAAAAUAAGUCGGCUGACAUAAAUUUGACUCCAUCGGAGCCAUCCUAUUUACCCUGUGGGAUCACGCAAUAUGGCUCGGAAACCUUCAUUAAUGAAUAUGACAAGAUUCCCUUACAAACUCGUCAGGAAUAUGUUAAUAAAAUUAUCGGUAUUAUGUCGACAUGGAAUAGUACAAGUGAGCAGCCAAGGCCACUCAUAUUUCGGCUUCAGGAGUCAGGAGAUAUUACCUUGCAAGAGUCGCUCAUUGAUGUGUCUGGUGAGAAUGCUCCUAAUGAAAAGGAGAAAUUACUCGAUCAAUACGACCUUCACUUCUGGAUCCCGGAAUCGUGCCUUGUCGGAAUAAAUGAUAAAGAGAAAACCUUCCGCCGAGAGUUCUUUGCUGUUGGCUGCCUGAUUUAUCAGAUACUCAAGGGGGAGACGGUCUGGCAAGGUUUUUUGGGCCCCCAAGCACAGAUAUUAUUUGAGAAGGGCGUAUAUCCAUCCGAUAUGAAGGAGCUUUCUCAUUGGAGAGGGAUUCUAUCAUAUUGGAGCUGGGAGUAUGUGGCUGAAGUCAACAAAAAGCUCAAAAUAAAGCAGGGCUUGAAAGUUGCUAAGAACAUUGCUAUUGGCGGUAUCGCAGUAGGAGGGACCAUUGCUUUGACAGCAAUCCUCUCCCCACUCAUACUUCCAGUUCUUGGAUUCGGCGGUGCAGGUGUAGGUGCCGGGAGCAUUGCUGCGGGUUGGCAGUCCGCCAUCGGGAUCGUUGAAGCUGGUUCGAUAUUUGCUUUGUGUCAGAGUGCUGGAGCUGGAGGGGCCGCGGGCGCUGCCGCUAUCACUGCAGUAGCUUUAGGGGGUACUGGAACGGUCGUUGCUGCGGGAGCCGUCGCUGGAGCUUCUGCGGGGAUUGAGAAUAAUGUCCUUAGGGAUGAAGAUCUAUUCGCAUUAUUCUUGCAGGUUGUUAGGAAGGCAUCACAGGAUACGGAUAAAGAUAUCGAUAAGGAAUCUAAAUUGUGA
Molecule: messenger RNA, 1089 nt
Organism: Orbilia oligospora ATCC 24927
Lineage: Eukaryota; Fungi; Ascomycota; Orbiliomycetes; Orbiliales; Orbiliaceae
Exons: 2
Coding region: 1-1089 (362 amino acids)
Cellular component (GO): membrane
Source: RefSeq, a predicted model, not a curated record